This is a messenger RNA of Cydia fagiglandana, 777 nucleotides long. RefSeq lists its product as uncharacterized. The coding region runs from base 70 to 720 and encodes 216 amino acids. NCBI's taxonomy places the organism in Eukaryota, Metazoa, Arthropoda, Insecta, Lepidoptera, Tortricidae. The transcript is spliced from 5 exons. The record is from RefSeq and is a predicted model, not a curated record.
UUAUGGCCUCCUGUUAAAAUUUACAGUUUACCGAAAUUUCUGUAAAAAUCAGGUCAAAAUUUCUGUAAAAUGUGCGACAAUCAGAACGUGAGGGCGGACCGCAUAAGAUGCGAGGCAUGUCGGACCAUAAACCUGGCGAACCGGAACCGGACCGUGAACCCAUUCUACCCCAAGCCGAGCAUGGAACUGUAUAACAAGUGCACCCCCGUACGGGAGCCGGACUGUGGACGUAUAUUAGACCUCCCUCUAAACCCCACCUGCAUCAGAGUGUGCCCCAGACAUGAAGUCCUUGCGCGGAUGAAAGGGGAGCUACCACCCAAGAUGUGCCCCAUACCCUAUGGUCAUGGAAAACUGAUGUAUCUUGUUAAGGCUGGGCUCCUGGUAGGCGCGGGUUACUUCACGUACACGCAAGGAGUGUGGGGCGACCAGCGCGACGUCACCGAGGCGAUCGCACGGUGGCAGGAGUACAUACGCAGUAUGAACACCCGCCGACCUCCCCUGUUCGACAAGUGUGGUAAAGUUAUCAGGAAAGAAAACCCGGAAAGUGUCAUCGCUCCAGCCUAUGCCUUGUAUAAACACUUUGUCACAUUGUGUUUUACAGGUAUUGUGAAACUCCCUCAGAUUCUCAAAUGCCGAUACUUGGAGUACCUAAAAGCUAUUCAUAAGAAAAAAUUGGACGACAUACGUGAAAGAAAACUUAGGAAACAAGGAAUAGAGUAGGAGUUUAUGUGAGUAAUUAAUUUUAAUAGGUGUAUAAUUUUUUACAAAAAUAAUCUG